Drosophila rhopaloa is the source of this 1855-nucleotide messenger RNA. Its product is annotated as aprataxin-like protein. The transcript has 3 exons. Gene Ontology annotation, biological process: double-strand break repair; single strand break repair. Gene Ontology annotation, molecular function: DNA 5'-adenosine monophosphate hydrolase activity; mismatched DNA binding; single-stranded DNA binding. Gene Ontology annotation, cellular component: nucleus. The record is from RefSeq and is a predicted model, not a curated record. NCBI's taxonomy places the organism in Eukaryota, Metazoa, Arthropoda, Insecta, Diptera, Drosophilidae. The coding region runs from base 331 to 1464 and encodes 377 amino acids.
CAGCGCCCUACAAAGUAGCACAAAAAUCUUCUCAGUGCGGUCGAUAAAGAAAAACACUCUUACAAAGUCCCAUAUGUUGUAGGGUUUUUCAACUUUUCUAUCCCAAAUAUAUAGCCCAACUAGAUUUGUGUUAAUCUUUUUCAGGGUUUUUCAACUUUUCAGUCCCAAAUAUAUAGCCCAACUAAAUUUGUGUUAAUCUUUUUGUUUUUGGUUUUAGUGUGUAUUUUUUGCAUUUUAAGCCUCGGACAUGACCAAGUUCCAAACUGGCUGUCAGAACUAACCGCAUAACAAUUAAAGUUUUUUUUUACAGUAAAUUAAUAAAAGAGUAACAUGUCCUGGCAAAAUGGAUUAAUAAGAGACAUGGUAAAGCAGGAAUACUUAAUAGUUUCAUCCAAACUUGGCGUUGUUAUAUCGGACAAGUUUCCUAAGGCGAUGCAUCAUUACCUGGUGCUGCCAUUAGCCGAUAUUCCCAGUAUCUUUCAGUUGGACCGGAGCCACUUACCGCUUUUACAGGAGCUUUACCGCCUGGCCCAGAACGCGGUGGAGAUAAAAGGAGUUCGGUGGGAGGACUUCCAGGUGGGAUUCCAUGCGGAGCCGAGCUUGCAUAGGCUUCACUUGCAUGUCAUUUCAACGGAUUUUGUAUCACCAAGCCUGAAGACCAAAAAACAUUGGAACUCCCAUAACACCGAACUGUUUGUGCCCUACGAAAAACUGUACGCUCAGCUGGAGAAGGAGAAUUGCUUCGCGCGACUGCCGAAAUCGCUGGUAGAGAAGCUUUUAUCCAAGCCGCUGAUUUGUAACCAGUGCGAAUUUGUCUCCGAUUCACUGCGGGAUCUUAAAGCUCACCUAUAUAACCACUGGCAGCGUAAAGAAGUCUCAAAGAACCCUUUUCAAACGCCUCAAAUGCAGCAGGUUGAGAAUGCAUUUGCAAACUUAACAUGCGGACCACCAAUCAACAUAAAGAAUCAGCUGAACUCCAACAAUCCGACACUUAACAUCCAUGCGAUGAAUCCACCGCAAUCGUAUAAGUUUAAUAAUCGAGCACCUGUCUAUAACCCGCGCGGAACAAUGCUAAGUCAUGGAAAUCUUAGAAAUGGUCCUCGUUUUCCGCCUAAUCAACAUCAUAACCAAUUACGGCACCCUAUAUUUAAUAGAUUUCGAGCACCACCGCCAAUGCACGAGUUCGGAAUUUCACAUUACCCGAGUCAGGCAUUUGCCGGUCAAGAAGCUUGGCCAAAAAAUUAUAAACACAAUCAGAAUUUGCAGAAACCUCAAAAUCAACUAUAUCGUAUAAAUAACCAGAAUCCCAAUCAAAAUCGCCCAAAUUUGAAUCAAAAGAACAGGAACGAAAACAAAAAAACUGCUAAACAGAAAAAUCAAUCGAAAUCUGCUGACAAUCUUCAGAACCAAGAAGCUCAUGCUUCACCACCUCAAAACAAUUUCAACCCAGAUUCAACCUCUUAGGAUUCUUUUCCCUAACAUUUUUUUUAUUUUAAAUUAUUAAGCAUUGGAAAAUUUUUAUUAUGCAGGUUUAAAACGUUCGUUAAAAAUGUGUAAGCCACAAGAAACACUGCAAGUUCAAAAAAGCUUUUAAAUCUUUUUGUAAAAUAUAAAAUUAAAAAACGUUAAUUUGUACAACGCAUUUCAGAUGCCAAACAAUGUUAUCAUCGCCUAAUAAAAAUGGAAAAAACGUUUUGAAAUAAAGAAAUUGAUUGGAUAUAGUCUAUAGUUUAAGAAAAACUUUUUGUAUAAUUCCAAUUUAAGCACAGUGGAUACACACGUUUUUAUAAAACAUACCCCUAUCUUGCACGAAAAAUAAAAUAAAUAAUAAAGUUAACAACACAAUUCUAGUGAA